GGACUUUAUCAUCUGUAUAGAGAUGUUUCUAGCAGCCAUAGCCCACCACUACAGCUUUACCUAUAAACCCUACAUACUGGAGGCAGAGGAGGGAAGCUGUUUUGACUCCUUCAUGGCCAUGUGGGACAUGUCUGACAUCAGAGCAGACAUCUCAGAGCAGGUCCAACACGUAGGUCGGACGGUCCUGGGCAGACCCAAUAACAUGUACUUUGGCUCCACCCGCCGUCCUGAACACACUGAACACACAGGUCUCCUGUCGGCUGCGUCCCAGGGGGGGUCAGAGCAAGACAUCAUCGUCACGGAAACCGUCUCCGUCCCCGCCUCCCCUCUGUCGGGUCACUACCAGGUGCUAGGCCACACCCCAAAGCCACACUCUUACUCCGCCCCCUCCGGGUUCAUUUCUUCUGAUUGGGACGAGGACAGCGAGGAGAAACAAUCGGAGACCAGUGCAGGGGUUUUGCACAGUGGUGACAUCACUGGCGACGCCCCCACUGCGGGCAUCAGUGGCGCCCUCGUUGAAAUCACUGGUGACACUUCCGCUGACAUCACUGCGAGUGGUGACUUCAUUCGUGACAUCUCUGAUGGUGACCUGACUGGCGACGCACCCAGUGACAUCACUGGCCAUGCCCUCAUUGACAUCAGUAGCGAAGUCCCCGGUGAAACGAGUGGUGACUUUACUGGUGACAUCACUAGUAACAUUACUUUUUGCACGUAGGAGGAGUGUUAUUGGUCCAGAGUGUGUUCCUUCCUGUCUCGUGACUCCUCCCCUUCACCCUGACUGGCUGAGACAAGCUGGCGAGUGAGUUUCUAAAGGGGGAGUGAACACAAUUCAGAAAUAAGGGGUGAAAACCAGAACCAGCCAAGGAGAGUUUGGACACAGAGGAAGCCAUGUUGGUGUAAUAUUUUCCAUAACAACAGAUGAAUUAUAAAUAACUUUAUAAAUGAUGUUUAUAAAACACUAAUGUCAAGUUUGACUUAAUAAUGUUAUAUAAUUAUGUUUCGUUACUAUAAUUACUAUUGUUUUAAUAUUUUGUAAUUAAUCAUUUUUGGAUAACAAUGGUAUUUUAUUGUUGACAGUAUUUUGUCAUUAUCCGUUUCAUUCAUUUAAUAUAUAUUAAUAAAUACAACAAUUCAAUAACACAUAUAUAUAUACACACUGCAAUAGACUGAACUACAACUAAUCAUUAUUACAGACAUGUUACUAAAGACAAAACACAGCUUACUCACGCCACAGCAGACCUUCUAUUCAGCAGCAGGAUGCCAUUGACUUGUCAGCUGAGUUAUUCAGCGACCUUCUUCUGUUGUC
Salvelinus namaycush (lake trout) is the source of this 1306-nucleotide messenger RNA. Its product is annotated as transmembrane protein 184C-like. The record is from RefSeq and is a predicted model, not a curated record. NCBI's taxonomy places the organism in Eukaryota, Metazoa, Chordata, Actinopteri, Salmoniformes, Salmonidae. Bases 23 to 715 code for a protein of 230 amino acids. The transcript has 3 exons.